CAAACGAACACACAACUACUGGCUUUAAAGCCAUCAUUUCUCCAACCAUUUCACCACCUUUUCCUCCCCACCGCCCGUUAGAUCGGCAAUCACCGCCACCGCCACCACCUAACUCUCCGAUGCCACCCGUUUUGCUAAGGAUUUCCCUCGUCUGCCACCUCCUUAAUAGCCUCCUCCACUAUUUCCUCCCCCACAAGCUUAGCUCCCUCCUCCCCUCCUCUUGGCUCCCUCGCGCUUGCCUCCAGGAACCGGCCCCCGACGCCGCGAAGGCGCCGUCGCAUUGCCCUUCCCCGCGCUCCUCACCGUGUCCCCGGGUGUCGAUCCUGGCGACGCCGCCGGGAAUGGAGCCGUCGGAGCUGAAGCGGGUUUUCCAGAUGUUCGACCGCAAUGGUGAUGGUCGCAUCACGAAGAAGGAGCUGGGCGACUCCCUCGAGAACCUGGGGAUCCACAUCCCUGAGGGGGAUCUCGAGUCGAUGAUCGGGAAGAUCGACGCGAACGGGGAUGGCUGCGUCGACAUCGAGGAGUUCGGUGCGCUCUACCAGACAAUCAUGGACGAGCGGGACGAGGAGGAGGACAUGAGGGAGGCGUUCAACGUGUUCGACCAGAAUGGAGACGGCUUCAUCACCGUCGAGGAGCUCCGCUCGGUGCUCGCGUCGCUCGGGCUCAAGCAGGGGAGAACCGUCGAGGACUGCCGGAAGAUGAUCACCAAGGUGGACGUCGACGGGGACGGGAUGGUCGAUUUCAAGGAGUUCAAGCAGAUGAUGAGGGGCGGAGGGUUCGCAGCCUUGAGCUAGCUGAUGCUGGUUGAAUGGAAGGAGGAGAAGGGGAAAUUCUUUCAACAGGGGUUGUAGAUACUGGUUGAAGGGGCCUUUGAAGGGGAUAAAGAGAACAAGGUCAAGAACUGGACAUAUUCAUUCAGUUUGUUGGUUGAUGGGAUUUGACUGCUUUCAUCUUGUCUUUUAAUUGGAUCCAUGUUCCUUCUUUUUUCUCAUUUUUCACUUUUGGCUAUGAAAAUUUUUAGUUUGUUUGGGUUUGUCCUUCAAUUUGGCUCCUCCUCUCUUUUUCCCUUCUCCUUCCACAAAACCAACACAGCUUUAACUCAAUUCAGUAGAUAAAAGCCCCAAAGGAGACUGAAAUAUGUUAAGAUGCAGAUUAAGCUGAGAAUGGGGGAAUGCAUGGAGUGGAAUCUUGGUUGGUGGCAGUGAAAGGAAGUGAGAACCAAAAAAUGUAGUCCAAAAGCUCUUGUGAUUCUCGCAAGAAGCCAAAACAUUUGAUGCAAUUUGUUUAAUAAUAGGAUUUUUUUUCCCCCUGUUCUGCAGUCCAUGUCAUUCUUAGGAUGCUCUCCUUAUAUUCUUGUUGCCCUCAUUGUGUUGCAUUUUGCCUGACCUUUUCUCCUUUGAUAGUUUUGUUAUGGAGUGGAAUCUUUGAUGGAGGAGGCAGUGGAUGCUGAGAACCAAGAAGAUUCGGCCAAAGCUCUUGUCAUUUUAUCAAAAAGUCCAGCAGAUGUGAUCUAGGAACUUGUUUGAUGCGAUUAGCUUAAUAACAGGGGGAAAUUUUUUU
Messenger RNA from Phoenix dactylifera (date palm), 1560 nucleotides. Its product is annotated as calmodulin-like protein 3. Lineage: Eukaryota; Viridiplantae; Streptophyta; Magnoliopsida; Arecales; Arecaceae. Gene Ontology annotation, molecular function: calcium ion binding. The record is from RefSeq and is a predicted model, not a curated record.